Molecule: messenger RNA, 657 nt
Organism: Penicillium cinerascens
Lineage: Eukaryota; Fungi; Ascomycota; Eurotiomycetes; Eurotiales; Aspergillaceae
Exons: 1
Coding region: 1-657 (218 amino acids)
Source: RefSeq, a predicted model, not a curated record
AUGCCUGGCCAAACUGAGAAUGUCGUGCCUCCUCUUGUCGUCCGCGACAUGGACGACGCGGAGAAGUUAGUUGUCGAAGAGUUCAAGCGCCACGUCGGCCACUGCACCCAGUGUACUACCGCCCUUGAAGAACAAAAAGGCGGCCUCUGUGAGCGCGGCCACCCUCGUGCCGUUGACGUGACGCAAUAUCUAUACUGCAAAAACGGAAAACACUUCUCAGUCGUGGACAAGGAGAACGGCACACUCAUGCGAGUCAAGCUGCCUCGUGAUGCCGACUCAGUCCGCAACCUGCUGGACGCCGUCGAAGCAGGCAUGACUCUCAAGCCACCUCGUCGCGGCCGCGCCUCUCCCGUCCGCUCCCCUGCUACCAGUACCAUUUACGUCCCAUCACGUCGGCCAGUGAUUGAGCAAAGUCGCCCCCGUUCCUACUCUCCAGAGCCCGAGUCCACCGCAACCGAGAUCAUUGAACGCGCUCCACGAGUCGAGCGCUCCCCAGGCCAGGGAAAGCGCCACGUUAUCGUCUACCAAAGCCCCCGCAGCUCGACGAGCCGCAGCCCAUCCAGCCGUGGCUCACUCUACAGCUCCGACCGCGAGCGCUCCGAGCAGCGAUUCGAAUCCUCCCGAAUCCGCCGCCGAGGUGCAGACUAUCGAUUCUAA